Messenger RNA from Austrofundulus limnaeus, 1946 nucleotides. It is a transcript of the gene evx1, whose product is annotated as even-skipped homeobox 1. Lineage: Eukaryota; Metazoa; Chordata; Actinopteri; Cyprinodontiformes; Rivulidae. The record is from RefSeq and is a predicted model, not a curated record. Gene Ontology annotation, cellular component: nucleus. Gene Ontology annotation, molecular function: DNA-binding transcription factor activity, RNA polymerase II-specific; RNA polymerase II cis-regulatory region sequence-specific DNA binding. Gene Ontology annotation, biological process: regulation of transcription by RNA polymerase II. The transcript has 3 exons. Bases 247 to 1314 code for a protein of 355 amino acids.
GAGAGAGAGAGAGAGAGAGUAAAUGGUGCUCCCUCUCAGAGCUCUGUCUCCGCACUCUGAACAGCUCCUUUCUGAGGGUCGCACCGGACUGCAGAAACCACCCACCUCCAAGCAUCACAGCGCGCUCCCUGCAUCCCUCCCCAGACACAGGUUGCUCCUCGAGGUUUUCCUCAGUCCUACUAUUAUUGCUACUAUUAGAAUCAUCAGUUUUCCCCAGCAGCACCCGCGCGKGGGUGGGCCUCGGUGAUGGAGAGCAGAGAGGAGGUGGUGGUGAGGCUGGCGGAGGCAGCAGAACCGCAGGGGAAGCCGGGCCACAGGGGCUGCCUGAGCCCCGGCGCCGCUGCUGCGCCUUACUCCCGGGAGAGAGCCGAGCUGCUGCUCGUGGAGGAAGAGGAGGCGGAGGAGGAGGCGGCGGAGGAGGGGGGCGCACGCAGGAAGCGCCGAGGCGAGCAGCCGCACAAGAACGGCAGCAGCUCGGACACGGAGUCGGACUUCUACGAGGAAAUUGAUGUGAGCUGCACGCCCGAGAGCAUGGACUACCCGACGGCGAAAGGCCGGAACGAGGACUCCCCGCGUCACCCAGGUGACACCGGAGCCGACCCGGGGAAAACAGUCCCGGGUCAGAGCUCUCACYUGUCCUACGGAGCGGACCAGAUCCGCCGGUACCGAACAGCGUUCACACGGGAGCAGAUCGCCCGGCUGGAGAAGGAGUUUUACCGGGAGAACUACGUGUCCAGGCCGCGGAGGUGUGAGCUGGCGGCUGCUCUAAACCUCCCUGAAACCACCAUCAAGGUGUGGUUCCAGAACCGCAGGAUGAAAGACAAACGCCAGCGCCUGGCCAUGACGUGGCCUCACCCCGCCGACCCGGCCUUCUACACCUACAUGAUGAGCCACGCCGCCGCCACGGGGAACCUGCCUUACCCCUUCCCGUCCCACCUCCCCUUACCUUACUACUCCCCCCUGGGGGUCGGGACGGCCACCGCUCCGGCCGCCGCCCCUUUCUCGAACCCUCUGCGCUCCCUGGACAGCUUCCGGGUCCUGUCCCAUCCCUACCAGAGGCCAGAGCUCCUGUGCGCCUUCAGGCACCCUUCGGUCUACCCAACUCACGGCCUCGGUCCAGGGGGGAGUCCCUGCUCCUGCUUGGCCUGCCACUCGGCUCAGUCCAACGGCAUCCCCACCAGACCCUCCGGGUCGGACUUCUCUUGCUCCCCAACAAGCAGAACGGACGCUUUUGUCACUUUUACGCCAUCAGUGCUCAGCAAAUCCUCCUCUGUGACACUAGACCAGAGAGAAGAAGUGCCUCUCACCAGAUAAAACAAAACAAAAGCUCAAAAUCAGCCUCUGUCACAUCAGCUUAUAAAAGGUAGAAAAAAAGACGCAGAACAGAACCGCCUUAAAUAUUCAAACAUGGCCGCAUGAAGCCAAACCCGGAUCGGAUUUUUGUAUCAUAUUAAUUUAAUGUUUCAUAUUUUAUUACUAUUAUUAUUAUUACUUUUUUCGUUUCUAAAUUCACCUCCAUGUGAGAGGAUGAUGCUUUCCAUAUCUCCCCCUAACAAGGGCAUUUCUUUCUUUUCCUGUUUUUUUUUUCUCUUUCUUUUUUUGAACAGAAUGUGGCCGUCUCAUUAACUCCCCCCCACAUACAGGAGUUAAAAAAAAGAGCAGAAAUGUGCACAUAUAAGGGGAAAUUAGUAAAGUGAUGUAUAUGUAGAGCCGGCGCGUUUUGAGGGCUGAAUUAAUGAUAAUACCAGGAAGGGAUCGUUGCUGCCAAAAGGUAACAAGGCGCCAAGGGAACGGAUUACAGCCCUGUAGGUUUUUUUUUUUUUUUUUUUGGGGAGGGGGCCAUGGGGAACAGAGAGGGGACAAUCAGAAUAAAAGAAAAGGACAUCACUUCUUGUUGCAGUUCCACCCAUGUUGUUGUAGAUCAGAUAAAAAUGUGAUUAAAUUGC